GGAGGGGGAAAGGCACGGGCGCCAGCCGCCGCCGCGCUAAAACCACCCACCCGAGAGUAGGUUCCACCACCCUUCUUUUCCACAGUGCCUAACCGGGACCCAGGAGAACCGAAUAUGAAUUCAACUGAAUUAUUUGAUGUUGAAAACAACGAUGAAGUUAUUAAAAAUAUCAUGAAAGUAGAAACAGGCAAAGAAGAUGAAGUCCUAGAUUGUUCUGUGGUCUCAAGAUCUGAAAAAAACUCACUGGGGAGUUUAGUGUCCUGCCAACAAGACACCAACAAACGAAAAAGAACUUCAUUUGGUUGUGAUGGUUCAGUAAGCCACCAAGAAACAACUGUGAAAAAAAGAGGCCUUAUACAAGAGGGUGUUCUUUCAAGCAUGAAGAAUAGAGAUGGGUCACCUACUCAGGAAGAUGUUGAGCAGCCAAACAAAAAUAAUAUUCCCAAUGUAACAUGGCUUUGUGAAGAAGCCACUUCGAAUAACACAAUCAUGCCAUCAUAUAAAAAACCUCUCUAUGGGAUCUCUCACAAAAUUACAGAGAAGAAGAAUUUGCCAGGAACAGAACAAUUCAUUUCCUAUGAGUUGUUUGAAAAGGUUAAUCCUAGCAGUCCAUCCAAUCUUCGAACUUUGAACGAGCAACGAAAAAGAGAUAGUAUUACAGCUUCUCCAUCAGAGUCUGAUCCAAACAUAUACUCUUUGAUACAAAAAAUGUUCUAUACUCUAAAUACCUUAAAUUCCAAUAUGACUCAGCUUCACAGCAAAGUAGACUUGUUAUCAUUAGAAGUCAGUAGAAUUAAAAAGCAUAUCAGCCCCACAGACACUGUUGCAGAAUUUAGGCCACCUCCUGAGUAUCAGCUGACUGCCUCAGAACUCAAGCAAAUCAUGGAUCAGAGUACAUCUGGUGGAGAUUUGGCUUGCCGUUUACUAGUACAGCUUUUCCCAGAGCUCUUCAGUGAGGAUGAGUCAAAUAGGACCUGUAGUACCUGUGGGUGUCUUAACAAAAAGAAACUUGAGUCACUACAUCUGCAACUUAUCCAAAAUUAUGUGGAAGUUUGUUAUCCUUCUGUGAAGAAUCCUGCUAUUUGGCAGGCAGAGUGUUUGCCUCAGGUGAAUGACUUUUUCAAUAGUUUCUGGGCUCAAAGAGACAUGGAAAAUAGUCAGCCCUCUAGUUUUUAUGAUACUGAUCAGGCCAUUGAUGGCAAGGAGGAGGAAGACACUCUACCUAUGGACAGUUCCAUUGCCUCGGAAUGGGUUUUUGAUGCUCAGGACCUAAAUGAAUUUUUAGAUGAAGCUUCUUCUCCUGGAGAAUUCUGUGUGUUUUUGCUACACAGAUUGUUCCCUGAACUCUUUGAUCACAGAAAGUUGGCUGAGAAAUACAGUUGUUAUGGAGAAUGUGGGAAACAAGAGCUUGACCCUCAGCGACUGCAAGUAAUCCGCAGGUACACAGAAAUUUACUUUCCUUCUAUGCAGGAGAGGAAGGCCUGGUUACAGCAUUGUGUUCAACGAAUAAAUGAUGAACUUGAAAGCAUGUCCAUGGAUGACAGUGAGAGUGAACAGAUGAGAGAUGGUUGCUACGAUUCUUAUAGCUUGCCUGAUGAUGUUUCUGUUAUAAAAGUCGAAGAUAAUUUUGAGUAUGAAAGGCCAGGUAGAAGGUCAAAAAAGAUUUGGCUCGUGCCUAUAGACUUUGAUAAGCUUGACAUCCCUCUCCCUGAUUUUGAUGUUUCUAUCCCAGACUAUCUGUUAAGCAAAGAACAGCUUAAGAAUAUAUAUGAAAGCAGCUUGUCUAUAGGCAAUUUUGCUUCUCGAUUACUUGUUCAUUUAUUUCCUGAAUUGUUUACUCAUGAAAAUUUAAGGAAGCAAUAUAAUUGUAGUGGCUCUUUGGGCAAGAAACAACUUGACCCCAUUAGGAUUAAAUUAAUUCGACAUUAUGUGCAAAUGUUAUACCCAAGAGCAAAGAAUGACAGAGUGUGGACACUGGAAUUUGUUGGGAAGCUUGAUGAGAGAUGUCGUCGUAGAGAUACUGAACAGAGACGUUCAUACCAAUUGCAGCGAAAAGUUCAUAUGCCAGGACCUGAAAGGAGAGAAUUUCUGACCUAUGCAAUAAACCCAGAAAGAUUUAAAGAAGAAUUUGAAGGACCGCCAUUGCCUCCAGAAAGAAGCAACAAAGAUUUUUGCAAGAUACCACUUGAGGAACUUGUUGUUCCUUCUCCAGACUUUCCUGUGCCUUCUCUGUAUCUGCUCUCUGAUAAAGAAGUAAGAGAGAUAGUACAGCAGAGCCUUUCAGUUGGUAAUUUUGCUGCCAGACUUCUAGUAAGGCUUUUUCCAGAGCUCUUUACUUCAGAUAAUCUCAGACUGCAAUACAACCAUUCAGGGGCUUGUAAUAAAAAGCAGCUUGAUCCAGUCAGGCUGAGACUAAUCCGUCAUUAUGUUGAAGCUGUUUAUCCUGUUGAGAAAAUGGAUGAAGUAUGGCAUUAUGAAUGUAUACCAAGUAUCGAUGAAAGAUGUAGACGUCCCAAUAGAAAAAAGUGUGAUAUACUGAAAAAAGCCAAGAAAGCAAAAAGUAAUGGGAUUGUUAAAGUUUCCAAAGAUGUUGACCACUAAUUUUUUUUAAAACGAG
Euleptes europaea (tarantolino) is the source of this 2617-nucleotide messenger RNA. It is a transcript of the gene BEND3, whose product is annotated as BEN domain containing 3. Bases 115 to 2601 code for a protein of 828 amino acids. Gene Ontology annotation, cellular component: heterochromatin. The transcript is spliced from 4 exons. The record is from RefSeq and is a predicted model, not a curated record. Gene Ontology annotation, molecular function: DNA binding. NCBI's taxonomy places the organism in Eukaryota, Metazoa, Chordata, Lepidosauria, Squamata, Sphaerodactylidae. Gene Ontology annotation, biological process: rDNA heterochromatin formation.